Molecule: messenger RNA, 3756 nt
Organism: Colias croceus (clouded yellow)
Lineage: Eukaryota; Metazoa; Arthropoda; Insecta; Lepidoptera; Pieridae
Gene: RecQ5
Product: ATP-dependent DNA helicase Q5-like
Exons: 11
Coding region: 44-3649 (1201 amino acids)
Biological process (GO): double-strand break repair via homologous recombination
Cellular component (GO): cytoplasm; chromosome
Molecular function (GO): nucleic acid binding; four-way junction helicase activity; ATP binding
Source: RefSeq, a predicted model, not a curated record
GAUAAAUUGAAAAGUGGGCUACCUGUAAAUAGUCACCAGCGUCAUGGAUAACGUAACGGAGAAACUGUUCCAAUGUUUUGGUCAUAAGAAAUUCAAAAGUGAGCUGCAGGAGAGAGCUGUGAGAGCUAUUGCCCGAGGUGUUCAUGAUGUAUAUGUUUCUAUGCCAACUGGUUCUGGUAAAUCUCUUUGUUUUCAAUUACCUGCAAUGUUACAAGACAAUAAAGUAGCAAUAGUUUUCUCCCCAUUACUUGCCCUGAUCAAAGAUCAGAUAGAUCACUUGACUAGAUUGAAAAUUCCAGCUGAAUCUAUCAAUUCAAAAAUGACAACUAAAGACAGAGAGAGAGUCUUGAAUGAUCUACGUGCUAUGAAACCUAACACUAGGUUUUUGUAUGUAACUCCAGAACAAGCAGCUACUGGAACAUUCAAAUCACUGAUAGAACAUCUAGUCAAGUAUAAAAAAGUUUCAUACGUCGUAGUUGAUGAAGCUCACUGUGUGAGCGAAUGGGGUCAUGAUUUCCGACCAGAUUAUUUAAAAUUGGGUAAUUUGAGAGAAAAAUUUAAAACUAUUCCUUGGGUAGCGCUCACUGCCACAGCUAGUGCAGAAGUCACUAAAGACAUAAUAGAAAAUCUAAAGUUGUUACACCCAGUUGCACAAUUUAAAACACCAAGUUUUCGUCGAAAUUUGUUCUAUGAUGUUGUGUAUCAGAAUUGUAUUGAGGAUGAAAUUACUGAUCUUGCUGAGUUUUUGAAGAAAUGUUUAAAGGAUGAAGACAAUGUUAAGCCAAAAGACAGAAAUGCUGCUAUAGUUUAUUGCAGAACUCGUGAACAAACUGAAGACCUAGCUAGAAUGCUUAGUGGCAAAGGAAUGAAGGCUUUGGCUUAUCAUGGAGGGCUCAAAGGGUCGGAAAGGGUUUCAGUACAAGAACAAUGGUUCAAUGGAGAAUUCCCAUGUGUAUGUGCUACAGUAUCAUUUGGUAUGGGUGUGGAUAAAGCAACCGUCCGAGCUGUUGUUCACUGGGGCUUACCACAAAAUGUUGCGGCUUAUUAUCAAGAAUCUGGCAGGGCUGGUAGAGAUGGUAAGCCAGCAUUCUGUAGAAUAUACUACUGUCGAAGUGAACGAAAUGCCGUUGAUUUUUUGCUGAAAUCAGAAAUAGCGCGCGCAAAAACUCCUGAGCAGAAACAACGCUGCAAAAAUUCAUAUAAGAGUUUCGAGAUUAUGGUGAAAUACUGUGAAGAUGUUGGGUGCCGGCACAAAACGUUCGCCGACUACUUCGGCGAAGAGAUCCCCCGUUGCGCGGGGCGGUGUGACGCGUGUGCUGACGCUCGAGCUGUGCAACGCAAGCUCGAGCAGCACAUGCGUCGCGCUAUGAGCGCCACGCUGCACCGCGCGGGCUUCGUGGCGCAGGAUGACUCGUCUGAUCUGUACGGGCAGGGACGGGACGGGCAGAAGAGAGAGAUAGAGUCGUACUAUGGUGACGGCGGUGACGACUCCGAUGGAGAAAGCAGCAGACGUAGAGUUGCAGAAGAAACGAGAUCUCUUAUUAUGAAAGAAUUUGCUCAACGAAAGAAAAGCAUUGAGAAAGACAGGAAGCCACAUGAUGAAACAGAAUCUGCAAAACACUCAAAAUGUAAAGCUGCAGAUAGUACAAGCACAAAGGUAAAUGGUCUAAUAGUGGCUACUAGAGAGAACUAUCUCUCUCUAUUAAAUAAUGCGUUAAGCGAGAAUUUGACAGCAUUAAAGGGUGUUGACGAACCGACACGAACAUUAUCUAAGAAUGAUGUAGAACAGUGUGCAAUCGAAUUGGAGUAUGAAGCGUUUUCCAACAGUACUGUCAUAAGCUUGUAUCGGCGGGCUUUAACUAAAUUGAUUUCGAACGUGAAAGCAUCAAAAGAUCAAUUGUAUCCAUAUCUCAAAGAUUUUGAACCAAAGAAGAAAGAAACACUGGCUGAAUUUGUCAAAGAAUUUGAGAAAAAAAAGCGGGACGAAAAAGCGCAUGGUUUCAUAACAGCGGCUCAAUUAGAAAGUGGACAAAUUGAGGUGAAAAAUGAAGCAAGGGAACUAUCAAAAGCUGAUAAAGAAACAAAAAGAAAAGCGAAUUCUUUCAAAAAAGAUCCGCUUACUCAAACCAAGCUGAAAAAUUUCUUCACUCCUAAAUCAUCACAAGAAUCUCCUGACUUAACUUCAAGCAACAGUGAAGAUGAAUGUGGUCUCGUAAUUGAUGAAAAUAUAAAACCAGAUGCCUUUGACUCUACACUUAAACUUAAUAAUAUUGAGGAUAAUUCACUGGAUAGUGAUGAUAACGAUUGUACAUUAAAAAUUGACGAAAGUGCAACUGCUGGUGAAUCUCCAAAAAGAAAAUCUAGCAAAACAGAAUCCAAAACCUUUGUUAUAAAUAUAACUUUGCAAGGAGUUCCAAGUAAAAGCACAAAUAAGGAUACGGAGAAUGUUGAUGAAACUAGCAAAAGCAAUGAUGAAACUAAACCAAUAUCCCCCAAAAAAGGGCUUGUUCCGUCAAAAAGAAAAAUAAAAGCGCUAUUUGGCGAAUCAGAUGAUAGUGAUUUUGAAUUAGAUUCGCAUAAACACAAAAAACCUAAGCAUGGAAAAGAUAAACACAAAGAAAAACACAAACAUAAACAUAAGGACGAAAAAUCGAAACAUUCGCGACAUCGUAGCAAAUCUGAUUCUGAUAAGAAAGAUAGGAAACGUUCUUCAAGUAGAACUAAUUCAGAGAAAGAGUUAAUUAUUGAUGAAAUUCCUGUUGCAAAUACUCCAGAAAACAUACCCCAUGGUCACAAAUCGUCAGAAGACAAAGUUGAGAAAACGGUUGAUCAAAACACGACACUGGAGCUCAGUGUAUGUGAUAAAACAAAUAAAGAUACUCAAAAAAGUAAAGAAGAUAGUGAAACGGAUUUGACAAAUGUUAAUAUGGAGCAAUGUGAGAAAAUAGAUUUAGAUGAUAAAUCUCUGAGUGAAGCAUACAGAUUAAGUGUUGAGGCUGACAAAGUUUUAAAAGAAUUGCAACAGUUUGCAGAAAUGAAGCCCGAGCCUGAAAUUAAAGUGGAGGUUAAAAAAGAGGCACAGACAGUAAAAGAGAGUGAUUCCAAUGAGCCUGAUUCACAAAUAACUGUGAGUUCCUCACAAAGCUCUUCCGUUAAACACAAGUCUAAGCACAGAAGCAAGUCACAUACAGAAAAUGUGGAUGUUACAGAAAAGCCACAAGUAAGCCAGCCAGAUAAAGAAAAGCAUGUUUCUGAAGUAUUAACUAAAGCUCACAGGAAAGAAAAAGAAGUCAAUCACAAAUCUGAAAUAUCCAAAAAACAUCACAAAUAUGAUAAAGAACAUAAAAAAAGAAUAGAUAUAACUGUAAAACCCGAAAGAAAGCAUAAAGAGAAAAAACCGAAAAGCGAGAAAGUCGAUGUAGCGGGAUUAGUUGUUAAGUUAUUGAUGCCUUAUUAUAAGAAGAAGAAAAUUAAUAACAGAGACUUAUUUAAAGUCACUGCUAGACAUAUCGUUCAUCAACUUCUUGCUAUUCAAGUUACAGAGGAAGCUGCUAUCAACAUGUUAUUAAAGAAAGCUUUCAGCAAGGAUAUUACGAUAGAAAGUGAAAGUGAUUUAAAUACUAAAUUAACGUUAAGCAAUGUGGUUUAAUAUGAAGUUUGAUAAUAAUUAAAAUAAUUAUUAGUGUUAAUGUUAAGAAUUAUUUAUACAUAAUUAUUCUUGUAUGUCGUUUAAUAAUAAUUACAUUUAAAGUGUUA